This is a messenger RNA of Balaenoptera musculus (blue whale), 480 nucleotides long. RefSeq names its product SEM1 26S proteasome complex subunit (gene SEM1). Gene Ontology annotation, cellular component: proteasome complex; proteasome regulatory particle, lid subcomplex. The transcript is spliced from 3 exons. NCBI's taxonomy places the organism in Eukaryota, Metazoa, Chordata, Mammalia, Artiodactyla, Balaenopteridae. The record is from RefSeq and is a predicted model, not a curated record. The coding region runs from base 116 to 328 and encodes 70 amino acids. Gene Ontology annotation, biological process: double-strand break repair via homologous recombination; mRNA export from nucleus; proteasome assembly.
UCUCUAUGAUAGAGCCGGCCUUGGAGGCGGUAACGGCUGUGGCGGCUGUGGUGAAGCCGAGUGAGAGGUCCAACUUUCUUACUGGACUGAGAGGUUUUGGCCGCGGAGGGUCGCGAUGUCAGAGAAAAAACAGCCGGUAGACUUGGGUCUGCUGGAGGAGGACGACGAGUUCGAGGAGUUCCCUGCAGAAGACUGGGCUGGUUUAGAUGAAGAUGAAGAUGCACAUGUCUGGGAGGAUAAUUGGGAUGAUGACAAUGUAGAGGAUGACUUCUCCAAUCAGUUACGAGCUGAACUAGAGAAACAUGGUUAUAAGAUGGAGACAUCAUAGCAUCCAGAAGUGCUGAAGCAACCUAAACUUGAACUGUUUACUAAAUUCUAGAGCAGAGAACCCAGGAUGGGACACUUAAAAAAUGUUUAUUUCAUUACCUCCUUGGAUUUAUUUUUGUUUUUGUAACACAAAAAAUAAAUGUUUUGAUCUAA